This is a messenger RNA of Perkinsus marinus ATCC 50983, 1130 nucleotides long. RefSeq lists its product as hypothetical. The record is from RefSeq and is a predicted model, not a curated record. The annotation marks the transcript as partial. Lineage: Eukaryota; Perkinsozoa; Perkinsida; Perkinsidae. The transcript has 10 exons.
GGAGGUCGAAGAGGGAUGGUCAACACGAUGAUGAUAGUAGUCUUGAUUCUGACAUCAACUCUGCUGCUGAUAGUGAUAGUGAUGAUGAUGAUGAAGACGAUAAUGAGGAGGCUGAUGUGUGCCCAUCAGGCUGUGACUCGGCUGUCUAUGAUGGGGUUCUUGAAUUGCGGAAUAGGAGGCUUGAUAUGGAAGAGGCAUUGGGGGAAAUACAGAAGAUUGUAGAGGAGUCUAAGAAGAGCCACACCAGACUAUUACAGAAGGAGAAAACAUUGAAUAAGGAUCAGACAUUGGCUGAGGAGAAAAUACAACACUUCCAAGCCAAUAAGCAACAGAAGCUAAACCAACUACAUAGAAUACUGUCGCUGAAACUAUCACAGAUUAAGUGCAUAUCCGUGGUGGAGGAUAAUGUGGAGUCAUCAGGCCUCGGUCGGUAUGCUCUACUGUCUGGUCAGACAAUCCGCCUACCAGAGAGCCUUGAUGAGGAGGGUCAGGUAGUGUUCACUAACACAGCACUGGAGAGGUUAAGGCAACGUAUUGUUGAUCUACAUCGAGAGAAGGCCGAGAUCAGGAGGCAAUAUCGUAAUUUAAAGAUGAUGUAUGGUGCUAGGAUGAGGGAGAAUAAGAAGAUUAACGAGGCAAAGAAGGAGCUGGAACGGAGGUUGGAAGAUAUUCAGCAGCUCAAGUUUGGGCAGUUGGUUGAUAUUGACGAUCUAGAGAAGAGUGGGAUGUCUCGAGAGCAAGAGGAAUUGGGAGAUCGUCUCCGUGAAACGGAGUUGCGAAUACAGAAACGACUCGCUAAGUGGGAGGAGAAAUUGAAAGAGGAAAGGCAAGUUUAUGUUGAAGUAACCAGAGCCAAUACUAAGGUGAUGGAGGAUCUGGUUAAACUCGGCCAACGCCGAGCCUCUCUUGACACCGAAUUAGACGCUAGGAUGGAUCGUAUUGCUCUUGAUGAUGAAGUUGGUUAUGAUGGGAAUGAAAUCGAAUAUGAAAGGAUGCAAGAUCUGUUGAAUAUGCAGCGAAAGGAGAUCGUCACCUUACAAGCGGAGAUUGAGUUAUUCCGUCGUAAAGGAGGACAUGUCUUUGCAAUGGCAACAUCGAUGGCUAUAAAGAGUACACCUCCUCCCCAAUAG